UUUCGUUUAACUUACAGUUAUAUCUUGGGGUAUAAUUAGGGUCAUUCCCAGGAUAAACAAGACCAGAAAGAUGAAUUGGGUCGGAGGAUCUCGGAAGCGCAUUAUGAUGAAAAAUGACACCAAGAAGCAACGGGAAUAUUUUGCCCAAAAAAGAUUGCAGAAGAAGCUUCAGACUUUGGGGCUACCCACUUCUCCCAAACGAGAGGGCAGUGGAAGCAUGGAUCUGGUUACAUUGUUCAUUGUCAACCAAAUCGCAUCAAAGAAACCAACAAACAUUCAGCCUAAAGUAGCGCACUUCAAAGACCCGAAGGGACCUAAGAAGGCCAAGCCUGGCGAGCUCCUAGCUCUACCCAUGAGCCCCUGCUCACCUUCUCGCUUGGCCCUGGCUGAGGCCCAACCCAUACACAG
Messenger RNA from Engraulis encrasicolus (European anchovy), 408 nucleotides. Its product is annotated as regulator of DNA class I crossover intermediates 1-like. The record is from RefSeq and is a predicted model, not a curated record. The annotation marks the transcript as partial. The transcript has 4 exons. NCBI's taxonomy places the organism in Eukaryota, Metazoa, Chordata, Actinopteri, Clupeiformes, Engraulidae.